Messenger RNA from Andrographis paniculata, 1832 nucleotides. RefSeq lists its product as uncharacterized. The coding region runs from base 312 to 1688 and encodes 458 amino acids. The record is from RefSeq and is a predicted model, not a curated record. The transcript has 5 exons. NCBI's taxonomy places the organism in Eukaryota, Viridiplantae, Streptophyta, Magnoliopsida, Lamiales, Acanthaceae.
UUAUCCAGUUAGGGUUUACAGUGUUUUUAUUUCAUCCGCAUCAAAACCCCUCUUCUCUGCAUUUCUCUCUCACAGACUCGGUAAACCAAAAGCUUCCCACAUUUUCAAUUGUAGCUCUAUUAUGGUUGCUGCUGCAGCUGUUAGUUUCCUUGUCACAUUUACAUUUUGGGAGCUGAGUGUGGAUCUGCGGAUCAUUUUAAUUUCCUUCGAGCUGCCCAUAUAUUUACAGGUGGACACAUCAGGAAGCUGCUAUCCUCGGUUUUCCUUUUGUAGACUUGCAUUUUAGGUGUUUGCUGUGAACCACAUAGAUCAUGCAUGCAAUCCAGGGUGGCUGGCAAGGACAAACUUUUGCCCUUGCCACUAGCAAUGAUGCAGGGGGGAAGAAAUCGAGGAUUAGACGUUCAAAAGAAGAGAGGAAGACGAUGGUCCAAUCUUUCAUAAAGAAAUAUCAGAAGUCAAAUAAUGGGAAUUUUCCUUCCCUCAAUCUUACUCACAAGGAAGUCGGUGGUUCUUUUUAUACAGUGCGUGAGAUUGUUCGUGAGAUCAUUCAAGAAAACAGGGUGUUAGCUCCUCCUAAUAAAUUUCUAGAUGAACACUACCCUUCUGGAUUUACUGAGCAAGGGUCUAGUUCAUUGGAACAUAAAAUUGAUUUUCUAGCACCCAAAAAUUUUUAUAUUUCGACUCCUUUUUCAUCUCCAACUACCAAUGUGGAACUCAUGCCAAGCUCCAGCUUGCAGUUUAGUGACCCUGAAUUGAAUGAUGAACAAGGUGUCAAUGAACUAUGCAAGGUAGCUACAGAAGAAAAAGUAUGCGAAGAAGCAAGGAUUGCUCAUCCUUUACAUUAUAAAGAUAUAGUGAAAGAAGAUUCUAAUUCUUGGAAGCAGAAGGACGAGUUCGAUAAUAAGAAUAUCAUCAAUGAAAGUGAAGGGAUUGAAGACAAUACUGUUCAAAAACCACUCUUGACAAAUUUUGAUUCGAUUGAUGCGGACAACAGUCAGAGGAUGCUUCAGUCUAGCCAAAAGAAUCAUGAUUUUCCAGAGACUCAGGGCCAUGGAGCUGAACAAUAUCUCGAUAAUACUGAGCAGAUUGUUGAUAAACUUAAUGGAACUGAAAAACAAGCUCAUACGGAGUCAGCUGACAUGGAAAUUAUCAGUAAAGUGAAUUUUGGAGACCGGGAUAAGGAAGCGCCACAAGUUGCUAUAACAACAAAGUCCAGUUCUGCUGUUGAAAUACUCCCAGUGCAACCGAUUUCUAGGACAGCUGAUGUGGAUGGAGAAUCGGGUAUUUCAAUUAGAAGUGAAAAGGUAUCAUUUAUUGAAAGCAAUAUGGAUGUUGUUAAUGGGAAGGAUGAACAGAAUCAUAAAGAAGUGUCGUUGAAAUUAGAAAAUGAACAUACGGAUGAGAAGUCAGUGCAAAAUCUUCACGACUUCACAAAUGACCAUGGAUCUAAAAGCUCCUUGCUCGAUGAAACUAAGGUUGGGCAUUCUUCUACAAAUUUGGUCUCUGGGACACCUCCCCAAGUAGGAACUGAAGCUGAUACUCAAAAUAAGAAUGGGUUACAGAAAAUGGACAGAAUCAACCUCGAAACUUGGAAGGGGUCGAAGAAAUCGUCUAGAAUUGAAAAUAACCCGAUUUUGGCAUUGGUGAAGACCUUUCUCUCUGCUCUUGUUAAGUUUUUGAAUGAAUGAGGUUUUAGCUGUUAGAUUGGUUUUUUUGUUCAUUGUAAGUUUGUGGGCUGUGUUUUUGUCUGUCUGUGGGAUCGGGGUAGGGAUACCUCUCUUAUGAUUUGAAUGAGUUUAAGAGCAGUAAAAAUUUGAAUGUAUGUAUAUAAA